AUGGAGGCACGGAAGCAGGAGGAGAAGCUCAAGAGCGUCAACCUCGACGACUGGCUGCCCAUCACGUCGUCGCGCACGGCCAAGUGGUACUACUCGGCGUUCCACAACGUGACGGCGAUGGUCGGCGCCGGCGUGCUCGGCCUCCCCUUCGCCAUGUCGCAGCUGGGAUGGGGUCUCGGGACGGUGGCGAUCGUGAUGUCGUUCGUGAUCACGCUGUACACGCUGUGGCAGCUGGUGGAGAUGCACGAGAUGGUGCCCGGCAAGCGCUUCGACCGGUACCACGAGCUCGGGCAGCACGUGUUCGGCGAGCGCCUGGGCCUCUGGAUCAUCCUGCCCCUGCAGAUCAUCGUCAUGGUCGGCACCGACAUCGUGUACAUGGUCACCGGCGGGCAGUCGCUGAGGAAGUUCCACGACCUCGUCUGCCAGGGCCGCGGCUGCAACGACAUCCGCCUCACGUUCUGGAUCAUGAUCUUCGCCAGCCCGCACUUCGUCCUCUCCCAGCUCCCCAACUUCAACUCCAUCUCCGCCGUCUCGGGCGCCGCCGCCGUCAUGUCCCUCGCCUACUCCAUGAUCGCCUUCUGCACGUCGGCGAUCAAGGGUGCCGAGGCCACGGCCGGCGCCAUCGACUACGGCCUCAGGGCGACCACGACGUCGGGGCAGGCGUUCGGCAUGCUCAGCGCGCUGGGCACCGUGUCGUUCGCCUACGCGGCGCACAACGUGGUGCUGGAGAUCCAGGCCACCAUCCCGUCCACCCCGGAGAAGCCGUCCAAGAAGCCCAUGUGGCGCGGCGUCGUCGUGGCCUACGCCAUCGUCGCGCUCUGCUACUUCUCCGUCGCCUUCGCGGGGUACUCCGCCUUCGGCAGCUCCGUGGACCCCAACGUGCUCAUCACCCUCGACAAGCCGCGGUGGCUCAUUGCCGCCGCCAACCUCAUGGUCGUCAUCCACGUCAUCGGCGGCUACCAGGUCUUCGCCAUGCCCAUAUUCGACAUGAUCGAGACCGUGCUCGUCAAGAAGCACCAGUUCACGCCGGGCUUCUUGCUCCGCUUCGUGUCCCGCUCAGCUUAUGUCGCCGCUACGAUGUUCAUCGGCUUGAUCUUCCCCUUCUUCGACGGCCUGCUCGGAUUCUUCGGAGGCUUCGGGUUCGCGCCAACGACAUACUUCAUUCCUUGCAUAAUGUGGCUGAUGGUGCGGAAGCCUAAGAAGUACGGCCUCACAUGGUUCAUUAACAUUAUCUGUAUCGUGAUCGGCGUGCUGCUGACGAUUAUCGCCUCCAUUGGAGGACUCCGGCAAAUCAUCCUUGACGCCAAGAAUUAUAAGCUCUAUUCUUAA
Molecule: messenger RNA, 1329 nt
Organism: Miscanthus lutarioriparius
Lineage: Eukaryota; Viridiplantae; Streptophyta; Magnoliopsida; Poales; Poaceae
Source: the annotation of a GenBank genome assembly